AUGGGGUUCAACAAGAAUGUUGUGGACUCGAAAGCUUGGCGACAGUCAAACACCACCCAGCUAGCAUUUGGCAUGGCGAUACGUACAGAUCACUUUUUGUUCGCUGAGGAAUAUCGACCGCUGAAUCAUGGCUCAUUUGGGGCCUUUCCAAAGGCGGUACACCAGUAUCGGCAGCAACUCCAAUCGAAAUGUGAGGCACGACCUGAAACCUUCAUCCGAUACACCUAUCUCAAACUCCUACAAGAAAGUCGGACGGCAAUCGCACCGCCUCUCGGUGUGGAUCCCGGGGAGCUUGUCUUUAUCCCCAACGCAACAACGGGCGUUAACACUUUCCUUCGGAACUUGACGUUUAAUGAGGACGAUGUGAUUCUGCAUUUCGGUACUAGAUACGGCGCUUGUGAGAAAACAAUUCAGUCUCUCUUAGAAGUUUUCCCCGUUGCAGGGUACUCGAUUGAGAUAGCAUAUCCGAUAGAAGAUGAAGAGAUCAUCAAGCGUUUCCGCAACGCUGUCUCGGCAAUUCAAGCUCAGGGCAAGCAAGCUAAGAUCGCCAUCUUUGAUACUGUUCUGACGUUCCCCGGGGCUCGGUUCCCAUGGGAGGCAUUAGUGGAGGUAUGCAGAGAACUCGGUGUCCUAAGCUUCAUCGACGGCGCUCACGGGGUCGGCCACAUCGAUCUGGCCCAUCUCAGCAGCGUCGGACCAGAUUUCAUGGUCAGCAACUGCUACAAAUGGCUGAUGGUUUCGAGAGUCUGUGCGAUUCUCUACGUGCCCUUUCGGAACCAAGGGUUGAUUACAACCAGUACGCCGACGUCUUGGGGAUGCGAGACAAAAGAGGAGAGAGCGAAGCUGAACCCGCAGGAGUACUUCUCUCGUCUGUUCAGCAAGGUCUCAACGACAGACAACACACCCUAUUGCUGUGUCCCAUUGGCACUCAAGUUUAGGGCUCGUGUUUGCGGUGGCGAAGCCAACAUCCGCAAGUACUAUGGCGGCUCAGAAGUCGCCAAGUGA
Messenger RNA from Verticillium alfalfae VaMs.102, 1005 nucleotides. RefSeq lists its product as hypothetical. Lineage: Eukaryota; Fungi; Ascomycota; Sordariomycetes; Glomerellales; Plectosphaerellaceae. The transcript is spliced from 3 exons. The coding region runs from base 1 to 1005 and encodes 334 amino acids. The record is from RefSeq and is a predicted model, not a curated record.